This is a messenger RNA of Bradysia coprophila, 1752 nucleotides long. RefSeq names its product cytochrome P450 4g15-like. Gene Ontology annotation, molecular function: monooxygenase activity; heme binding; iron ion binding. NCBI's taxonomy places the organism in Eukaryota, Metazoa, Arthropoda, Insecta, Diptera, Sciaridae. The record is from RefSeq and is a predicted model, not a curated record.
GGAUACAAGUCAUUCAGUAAUUGUUUUGGGUCGGAAUCGGUGUGUUAGUCUGCUUCUCCAAUAAUGUCGUUAGCCUACGAAAUAGAUAACACGAAACCAAAUAGCUCUCAAAUGCAAUUUUACAUCCUGGUUACUUGCACGGUCUUGAUUUUGUAUUUGAUAUCAUGGCUUCAGCAAAAUUCGAGAACAUGGAAAAUGGGAAUGAAAAUUCCGGGACCAGUACCUCUACCACUUUUCGGAAAUGCCUUAUUGGCUCUAUCGUUUAACAAUAAAGCAAUAUUCAAACGUGCCUUGGAUCUGGGACUAAUCUAUGGAGACGUUGUCAGAGGAUUUCUGGGCAGCAGAUUGUUCGUUUUUCUAACACACCCUGACGACAUUGAAAUAAUACUGAAUAGCAACACUCAUUUGGAUAAAUCGACCGACUACAAUUUCUUUAAGCCAUGGCUGGGCGACGGAUUAUUGAUAAGUAGUGGUGAAAAAUGGCGAUCGCAUCGAAAACUUAUAGCAACGGCAUUCCAUCAGAAUGUUCUGAAAACAUUUGUGAGCACUUUUAAUGAAAACAGUUUGAAAACCGUCGUUAGACUGAAAAAGGAACUGGGAAAGGAAAUCGACAUUCACGAUUAUAUGAGCGAAACAACCGUUGACAUUUUACUGGAGACGGCAAUGGGUCAUCCAAGAACCCAUGAUGAUAAAGAAGGAUAUAAUUACGCAAUGGCAGUGAUGAAAUUGUGUGAUAUUUUGCAUCUACGGCACCGUACCUUCUAUUAUCGGUUCAAUGCUCUUUUCAAUUUUUCAUUGUUGAAAGCAAAGCAAGACAAACUCAUUUCAAUUAUUCAUGGCCUGACCGGAAAAGUCUUUGCCAAUAAAAAAAAAAUCUUCGCGCAAAAUAUGGCUGAAGGAAAUAUUCCUCUACCAACGUUUGUCGAUGUCAUCAAUAAUAACAACACCGUCCCUGAUGUUUCGUCUAAAGCGGAUGGCCUUCGAGAUGAUCUUGACGAUCAGGAUCAGUACGAUGUUGGCAUUAAACGUCGUCUAGCUUUUCUUGAUCUAAUGAUUGAGUCUGCUUAUCAUGGUGCUGAAUUAACUGACGCUGAAAUAAAAGAAGAGGUCGACACGAUCAUGUUUGAAGGUCAUGAUACGACCGCUGCUGGAUCGAGCUUUGUACUCUGUUUGCUCGGAAUUCACCUCGAUAUUCAAAGGUUGGUGUUCGAAGAACAACAGAAUAUUUUCGGGAACAGUGAUAGGCGAGCAACCUUCAAUGACACCCUUGAGAUGAAAUAUUUGGAAAGAGUUAUUUUAGAGACAUUAAGACUGUAUCCUCCGGUACCCAUUAUUGCAAGACGUGUCAAUGAGGACGUUAAGCUUGUGACAAAUGAUAUUGUAAUACCAGCUGGAGCAACAGUUGUUAUAGGAACAUUUAAGACGCAUCGUCGAUUCGACCUAUAUUAUUAUGCAGACAAAUUCAAUCCUGAUAACUUCCUGCCGGAGCGUUGUCAAAAUCGUCAUUACUAUGGCUACAUUCCAUUCUCUGCAGGACCCAGAAGCUGUGUAGGUCGUAAAUACGCAAUGUUGAAAUUGAAGAUUCUUCUGUCGACAAUCAUUCGUAACUUUAAAGUAACGUCUGACAUUAGCGAAGACGACUUUCAACUCCAAGGCGACAUUAUUUUAAAGAGAGCCGAUGGAUUUCGAAUCAAAUUGGAAAACCGAUGAUUUGUUAGUUCAGAGAAUAAUAAAGAAAGAAAAUUGAAAAUC